CGCUAUUAAGGUUACUAGCUACGGUGUCUUUUCAACUUUAUUUACUGCAACGUUGAUAUCGCAGUUUAGAAUUCUCACACUGUCUGCCUCUAGUUUCUUUUUCCAGAUUUCAUAAACUCAAGACAUUUGUUAUCGCUGUUCAUUGUGCACUACCUUGGUAAUUAAAUUUGGGUGAAUAGUGUGCGCCUGCUGGGUCGCAAGCUCAUUUUCUCUUUGUUUUCUUUUUCAGCUCCCCUAACUUACACUACUUUGCAUACAGUGCUAGCACACAAAGCAAAUACUGGCUGAACUCAAACUACUACAAUUGGCAAUAGUUGUAUUUAAAGGAUGUUCGAUCAAACAAUUACUGAUUGAUUAGUUUGACCAGUUCAUAUAGUCGGUCGAUCGCAACUACUUGAUAGUUUUUCAAUCUGCUACUCGUUUGAGCUUCACAUUUGUAUGGUAGUAAUGCAACCGUUAGAUGAAACGGACAACGUAAAAGUAGCCGUGCGGUGCCGGCCAAUGGAUAAAAAAGAAAUUGCAAUGAACUGCCAGUCUGUGAUUUCGGUGAGUGAAUUGGAUGGAUGUGUGAUAUUAAAGCGCACAAGUUCAUGUGAUGACCCUCCAAAGCAAUUUACUUUCGACCUUGUUUUCGGUUGUGGAAGUAAACAAACUGAUAUUUACAACAUGGUAGCGAGACCAAUUGUUGAUAAAGUUUUAGAAGGAUAUAAUGGAACUAUAUUUGCUUAUGGACAAACAGGUACUGGAAAAACAUUUACAAUGGAAGGGAUCAGGUCCGAACCAGAACUGAGAGGUAUUAUUCCAAAUUCAUUUGCCCAUAUAUUUGGGGCAAUCGCGAAAGCUGAUGCGAAUACGAGAUUUCUGGUUCGUGUUUCAUAUCUGGAGAUAUAUAAUGAAGAGGUUAGAGAUAUUCUUGGAAAAGAUCAAUUUGCACGUUUGGAUGUUAAGGAGAGACCAGAUAUUGGUGUGUAUGUUAAAAAUCUAUCUUCGUUUGUUGUACACUCCCCAAAUGAAAUGGAUAAAUUGAUGUCAUUAGGAAACAAAAAUCGUGUAACUGGUGCAACUAAUAUGAACGAGCAUAGUUCACGUUCACAUGCAAUUUAUACAAUAACAAUUGAAUGUAGCGAACAUUCGGAGAAGAAUAAAACAUUACUUCGUCAAGGGAAAUUACACUUAGUUGAUUUGGCCGGAUCUGAAAGACAAGCAAAAACUGGUGCAACUGGAAAACGUUUACAGGAGGCGAAUAAGAUAAAUUUAUCGUUAACUACAUUGGGUAAUGUGAUUUCUGCAUUGGUCGAUGGUAAAUCAACACACAUACCAUAUCGUAAUUCCAAAUUAACCCGACUAUUACAAGAUUCACUAGGUGGAAAUUCUAAAACUGCUAUGAUAGCAAACAUAUCACCAGCCGAUUAUAAUUUUGAUGAAUCAUUGAGUACGUUAAGAUAUGCAAAUCGGGCAAAAAAUAUAAAGAAUAAAGCGAAGAUAAAUGAAGAUCCAAAAGAUGCAAUGCUACGUCAAUUCCAAAAAGAAAUUGAACAACUCCGUAAACAGUUGGAAGAAGGUGGCAUACCUUCAGACCCAACAAAUGCGGAAGAAAAAGAUAGUGAUGAUGAUAAUAAUGGAAAUGGUACAAUCGAUCACAAUGAUCAAGAAAACAGAUUGAAGAAAUCAAAAGGAAAUACAGCAAAACUGAGUAAACAAAAAAUGGCUGAAAUUCAACGUAUGAUUGAAGCUGACAGACGUAAGUUAGAAGAAGAGAAAGAUAUGGCUAUAGAGGAACGAAACCGUAUUCAGGUAAAUUAACAAGAACUCUGUCUUUCAGGUGACCUUUAAUCAGUACAAGACUUUGUCUUGGAUAAAUAAAUGUUUUAAAACAUAAUAAAAAUUACUCUACGUAAAAUUAUAAAAACAUUUUUCUUCUUGAACUACUGCAAAACCAUGAAUGCCUAAACUAGUAAAGUUUCAUCAUCAUAAAUAACCAGACAUUUAAUAAGAUAAAAAACGUCUAGAGAUUUGAGAAAAAGAACCUCACACUUUACGUCGAUAAAGUAGAUCAUAGUUCAUUCAAAACACAAUAACCGAAAAAGCACCACAACCUAUUUUCUCUAUGUGACUAAAGAAAUAGAUUUAUAUAAAAAUAAUAUUUCACUCUAAUGUGGUAUAACAUGCAUUAUUUUAUCUGGUUAAACACAUUUACAGGAAACAUUACUACUCAUAACAGUGAAUUAAGGUAAAUCAGUUGUAUCUACAUUAGAAUCACUGAAACUUGCAUUCAGCAAUCAUUGACAAAUUAAAUCCUAAUUGUUAAUUUGUCAGCAUGUUUGAAGACUUUGUAAAUUAAUGAUAGGACAUUGUUAACCCUGCAAAAGAAAACAAAUUUUAUCACUUAAAACGACAUAAAGUGCUACUCAAUGAGAAAUCAUAUUAAACCAGCAAAACGAUUCUAUUAGGUAGUUAUUUUGUCCCAGUAAGGGACUUCUCAGCAAUAAACAUGCUACCCCAGAACCUUCAGAAUUAUUAGUGAGCAGUAUUACCUUCGAACCACUAAGUCAGGACCCGGUGGUCUACAGUUCAUACCUCAUUUAAUUCGUGAUAUCAAACGACUGUCGCUGACAUCCAUUUAAACUCUGACGAGGUUGUACUCGACUAGUCACGAAUUACCAAAAAAACAGAAAAGUAUAAGACUUUUCAAGUUAAAACUUUUGUUUCAAGAAAGGGGAAGUAUGGGAUUGUUAAGACUUGAGAAUUCCAAAUUGAUAUCACCUACCAUAUUGCUAGUCGGACCAGUGACCAAUUUUACGAAUCUACACAACCAAUGAACGACAACCAAAGCCCUAGCGCUUAUUGGUUAUCGAACCCCUUUCUAACCCAGGGCCAAUCAGAAGACGAUGAUCUUGUCUGAGAACUCACGUAAUAAUAUGCUGAGAAUUCCUAAUCAUACAGCACUCCAUACAAGAAAUUCCCAUAAGUGGUAGAAGAAAAUAUUACAUAAUCAAUCGGCAAUAAUUAAGGGACGGUAAAAUAUCUAACAACAGUCAAAAGGUCCACUGGACGUUUACAGUAGGGGAAACAUAGAAAUGUAACAAUAUAUUUAUCUAUUAAUAAUGCAACAAAGAUAUAAUUAGUAACAAUCCAGAAAAUAGCUAAGAGAUUUUCAACUUUCCCAAUAUUCGUUCUGUUAUAACAAGGAAAAACAAUUUCUCCCAUUUCACAAAUUAAAAUUCAUUCAAACACAUUGAAUAUUCAUACUUCUAUUGUUAAAUAAUAACAGAAACAUCUUGAGACCAAAGAAAACGAAUUAAGACAAGUUGAAGUAACUCGUAAUAAUCUAACGAAACGUAUGGAGGCAUUACAAAGUCGCAUAAUUGUUGGAGGUGAAAAUUUAUUAGAAAAAGCUGAAAUACAAGAAAAAUUAUUAGAAAAAUCAGCGAUUGAAUUACAAAAACAACAAUUACGUGCGGAACAAUUACAUCAAAAAUUAAAAGAAAAAGAGGAAGAACGUAUCAAUAUUGAAGAAAAAUAUAAUAAUCUACAGGAAGAAGCUGCCGGGAAGCGUAAAAAACUACGUAAAUUAAGUACAAUAUAUUUGCAAGCCAAGUCGGAACUUGAAGAUAUGAAAAAUGAACACGUUCGUGAAAUGGAAGGCUUAGUAGAUAAUAUACAUCAAUUGGAAAGAGAAUUGGCUCGUUAUACUCUAAUCAUCGAUCGAUUUAUUCCACAAUCAUACCAAGCUCUCAUUGAACAAAAUGUACAGUGGGACGAGGAUAUAGGUGAAUGGCAAUUAAAAUGCGUAGCGUACACAGGAAAUAAUAUGCGAAAACCUGAAAAGCAAACACCCGAACCUCCGAUCGAUCUCGCACACGUGUACUUGAAAUAUACGGACAUAUCGAAUUCAGAACCGAGCCAGAAGAAAACUAAACCAACUAGGAAAUAAAAGCUCUUCCCCAACAGCCGGUUUUCAUUAUUCAGCAUACACACACAACUUCAUACGAAUGUCACCCCAGCCCGUGAAGUGUAUGUGGAAGUAACCCGUAACUUUCAUACCAUGUAAACUAGAGGGGACGAAGACCCGACAAACCAAAAGUACCCUAAUGCGGUGGUACAUACAAUAUCGCAGGAUUUGAUGCAUUGGCUAGAUAGUGCUAAGACAAGCGAAAAACUGCUACGUCUCAAACUAAUUCAUACAUGACUAACUGUGAGCUGAAAAGCAUCAAGUGACUACUUUGAGGAUGGCCACUGCAACACAAUUCGACGUUCUCUAGGACUGAUUGAUAAACAACCAAGCAGGCACGCAGAUUCGGAAAAUUAUAUUCUACUUACUACAGGACGUCUAACCGGCAAAAACUAGUCAAUGUUACAAACGCAGUGCAUGAGCUAGUCCUACAGCGGAGUCAAACUCAUAAACAAACCAGCCCACUGUUUAGAUAAAGGCGAACGAACUUCAUAUAGCCAACGCGCAACCACUUAACGGGUGGUCGUCGUGAAAAAAAGCAUUUAUUUUAAGCACAUUUAUUGUAAGACAUAACAGGACGAGUCAGAAGUAUUUCCUUUUCGCGCCUUCUGUUGAUAGCCAUCUGAAAUUUAAAAAGUAUUGACUAGUUAAUCAAGUAAGAGUACUCUAUGAUCAGACGAAUUACUGUCAUCAUUUGUUCAGACGGUAAUUCCAUAAAACAUCACUAAACAAAACUCACCUAAAGUAGAUUUCGCGAUAUUAUCUGACACCAUGCACGACAAAUGACCAAGUACUAAGCGCAUAAAAAGUAAUCAUCGAUGAGUCCGGAUGUUAGGUAAAAUUCAUUUCUGACAGCACAACCUGUAACAUAAAGAAUUCUAAUCAGUUGAGUACAGAGCAACCAAUUAAAUUCAGUUAAAUGUUUGUCACCAUUUAGUCAGACGGUAACUCCAUUACCAUCACAAAACAGACUUACCGUAUACUAGUCAACUAUCGUCAACAGUUCUUUUCGAUAUGACAGAAUCCAAUUGUAAUGGUCAUUACGUUGAAGGAUCAGCUACACGAGUUUCCUUAGUGCUAGAUACGUAGAUAAAAUAAUUUGUCAGUAAUCAGCUCUCAUAAUCGAUAUCAUAUCAGAAAAACCAAUAACUAACUGUGAACGCUGGACAAACAUGAGUUUGGCUGCUUGUGAACAGUAACUCAUUGCGUCACUGAAGGCCAAAUGUUACGUUGAUAACCCAUUCGAAGACCACUAGGAUUAGUACAAGUGAGGAAGUCUAACCCCAAUAACCUUCGACAGCUUAUCAACACAACAUUUGUACUUACUCACGGUUAGCUAGUAGCCCUCGUUCGUUCCAUCGGUGGUUUGUCAUCACACUUACCAUAGCGUGGCAGAAGUGACCAACACGGCGACAC
Molecule: messenger RNA, 5368 nt
Organism: Schistosoma haematobium
Lineage: Eukaryota; Metazoa; Platyhelminthes; Trematoda; Strigeidida; Schistosomatidae
Product: Kinesin-like protein kif3a
Exons: 12
Coding region: 439-1803 (454 amino acids)
Biological process (GO): microtubule-based movement
Molecular function (GO): microtubule motor activity; microtubule binding; ATP binding
Source: RefSeq, a predicted model, not a curated record